CACGCUCAAUCGAUAGUUUUUAUCGCCGUUGCACGGCUCGCGAGGGUGGGUGAGUCUCCAGUCCGGUUUUGAGGUUAGGGUUAGUGACUCGGUGACACUGGAAAACGGCGGUUACGGGUUCUCGUUUGUGCGCGGCGGCAGUGGAAAAGUCGGAACUGUCUCACCCUCCCCGACCGAUCCGGCGUUAAGACGUACGCCCCGUGCGGUUCUUGUUAUCGAAUCUGUGAAAUAGAUACGUACAUGCUACGAAAAAUUAGAUAAUGGCCCGCGCUCUUUACGUCAGUCUGUUUAUACCCCGUGCACCAGCAAAGUCCUCCGGAACAAGGGAAUCUACACACUUUAGGCGGUCUAAAAAUAGCCACUGAGGUUCGUAGACCUCUCGUUCCUCGAACGUGAUCUCAUCCGUUCAAGUUUCCCAUAGUAUCGUGAUCGAUUUGAUGGGUGAUCGCGAUGCAACACGUGACUUAACGAUCCAUCGCGUUGAUACGUCCUACAUAUUCGAUUCUCGAGCGGGAAGUCGGGAAGAAUCAAGGAUUAUGUUCUGGAGGAUGUACCGGGAAAGAAACCCGAGAUAAUAGUGACGGUGUAAGAGGAAGAGCUACUUUUGAAACGCAGCGAGGAGAGAAAGGAGACGAUGGACAGGAAAGGACUGGAUAGUGCGCCGAUAGUUCGUCACAAUGGAUAAACGAGAGGUAAAGUGAAGAUGUCACAAACCGCGGAUGCUGAGAGUGAAGCAGGCUCCAUCUGCGACGAGGAACGCAUCAGGAAGCUGUUCCAAGCAUGCGACGGCGACGGAGAUGGUUUUAUUGACAGUCAGGAUCUGCUGACGGUAUGCAAGGAACUGAAUCUGGAGAACUCGGUGGAGGAGUUAAUGAGAGAAUUAGGGGCGGACGAGCACGGUCGCAUUUCCUAUCAAGAGUUCCUCAGGUGUCGGUUGGCGCUACGACCGGAAAUCGAGGCCCUCAGGUCCGGCAAACACAGAACUAGUCCACACCACACGCAUACGCCGGAAUACCUGCCCACCAGCAGCGACAACAGCCUCGGCACCGUAUCUGGCCGGCAUGAACGCUGGGAAUUCGACAGCGGAGCACGCGAUCUCUCACCGGAACCUCAUACUCUGCAGAAACUAGUGGAAGCUGCCGCAGGGGGAACUGGAAACAUGCUAGACUUGGCAAACAAGCUGCACGCGGCCGCCUUGUCCUCGUUGCGGUCCGAGGUCACCGAGCUGAAUUCAAGGUUGGUGGCGGCGACUAGGGCCAGGGAGGCGGCCGAGGCGGCUCUGGUCCGCGCGGAGGUGCAGACCGCGCGAGCGGAACAGAGGGCGGAACAGCAAGCGGCGAGGCACGAGGAGAGGCUUACCGAGUUGCAUUCCGUGAUCGCCGAGCUCGGCAGGCAACUCCAGAGGCAUCGGGCUACCGUAAUUGCCGAGGAGGAUGAGUCCGAGAUAGAAACUAGUAGAGAUGCAGAGGGAUCUAUCACCAAUCCCGUGGAAGAGAGUGAAGCUGGUGGAGACAUCCAAGGUGACGGUGACCGGACCUUAGGCGAUGCCGACUCCAGUUGCUGCGAGGACAUCGAGCCGCGGAACGCUGAGAACGGCAGGGAGCAAUUGGACAGUCCGGCAGCGUUACCAACGCCGGAGCCGACGCAGCAGGUGGCCUCGUGCCAAAGCGUCGUCGUAGCUGCGUUGCAAGAGGAGGUCACGACCCUUCGUGCCGAGAUCGCGAGCUUGCAGGCUCAGCUGGCGAAUUUCAAGAAUCAGGCUAACAGUCAGAGGCAGCAAGGCAGCGAGUCGCCCCGCAGAGAGUCGCGGACAAGAGGCAACACCAGCUCGCCGGAACCUUUGAGUGCACCUUGCUCGCCACUCUUGCCGCCCCUGCAGACACCGCCGACAAAGAGCGUAACGAGGGAGGAAGCUCCGGUUCUUAAAAUAGCCGAGAGGGUGAGGCUCAGGAGAACCGACGAGAGGCACAUCACAGGACCCGAUAUUACCAACCUCGGGGUGUGCUCGACGAUGGUGGCCGAGCAUCUGGUAUCGGAUCUGCUGGACCACUCGAACAUUCAAGAGUUGAACGGAUCCGAGAAGCAAUUCGAGGUGGAGACCGAGAGGCUGAACAGUCGAUUGGAACACGCACGAGCGAAUAACGCGGUACUCGCGUUGACUUUGCACGAGAGUAAGGCACAAUGCGACAGAUUGAGUCUUCUAGUGGGAAAGUACGAGUCGAAUGCAACUGCUUUACGCUUAGCGCUUUCGUAUAGUGAUCGAGCGAUAGAGGCUUACGACGUCCUAGUAGCGUUGCUAGAGAGCGAAAUCGCUUUGUCUACCGAAAGGAAUAGUAUUACGAUCGAUAAUAGAAGGGCAGCAGAACACGUGGCUUAUCACGUCUUGAAUAAAUUGGAAAACGAGCGCAUGAAUACUGUGAACGCUCCAUGGGAAGAUAGCAUAGUCUUAUCGGACGAUUCGAAAACUCGUAGGUCCGAAGUGUCUUGGUCUGUAGACGACGAGCAAAGGCUUAGAAGACACAUCAGUAGAUUAAAAGGAGAACGAGCCAUGGUCAGAUCGACAGUAAUGGAAUUAGAAAGCGUCCACGUUGAACCUUUGAAUUCUAAGAACACCAUUUCCCUCGCCGAGGCUCGGAAGUUAGAUUUAGAAACCGCUGUACUUAUGCAGGAAUUGAUGGCUAUGCGAGAGGACAAGGCAGAGCUACGGGCACGCGUUUUUCUGUUGGAGAAGGAACGAGCUACCAUAGAGUUAAAGUUGAACGCGCGUGAUACGCAAAUCGCAGCUCAACAUGCUGCCAUUGAACAUCUGCAAGGACAACUCGCCGAUACCGAAGCCAUGCUGGCAAUGGCUACGAAUAAAGAUCGAGGUUUGAGCGAUAACGAGAGCGAGGGUAUGGAAUCUGAAUUAAUAGAGGCUCUAGGUCGGGAAGCUAGACUGAAGGAACGUCUGCAGGAAUUAGUUUCUACCUUAGAUAAAGUUAACAAAAAUUCCGAGCUGAGGCAUCAACAAUCGGCCGAGCUAGUUAACGAUUUGAAGAGAGCUAAUGGAGCCCUGGUACAAACUUUAGAAAAGUCUAAGAAGAAAUAUCAGUCCAGGUUGAAAAAGUUGGAACAGCAAAUGUUGGGCAUGGUAGAGAGACAUGCUGCGCAGGUAAAAUCUCUAAAACAACGGAUAACAUUGCUUGAGGAGGAAUCGACAGGAUACAAAACGAGUUUACCACUACAGUCGCAGAGUUCUGGCGCCAGCGAAACAUCGUUAUGACAAUUCAGUGAUUAAACCGCGGGCUCUACGAGUGUUUUUUACGAUCCUCACUACGGAAAUAAAAUUUACAUAUUUUUUUACAUGAAUAGUUGCCCAAAAGUAAUUCUUGAUUAUUCGCUUUUGUAAUUAUAUAUGAGAAAAAAAAGGAAAAGUACGAAUUAGUAGCUGUCCUAAUAAACUAAAUUACACGAGCUAGGCUUUUAUGCACGAAAAUUACGCUGCUGAUACAUCGACGGAAACAAAACUAUUUAAGAAAGUCCUCCAAGUAUACUGUGAGUUAUAAAUAAUUAUGUUACACGCGAUAAUCUAUGUCAUUUAUAGACGGUGAUAUUCAUCCUGUAAAUAUGUAUAUUUCAAGCAUUAAAGAAAAACGUGAUAUGUGUAAACUAUGACGAAAUAAAUUGUGCUUUAUUAA
This is a messenger RNA of Ceratina calcarata, 3677 nucleotides long. RefSeq names its product colorectal mutant cancer protein. The record is from RefSeq and is a predicted model, not a curated record. Gene Ontology annotation, molecular function: calcium ion binding. The transcript has 14 exons. Lineage: Eukaryota; Metazoa; Arthropoda; Insecta; Hymenoptera; Apidae. The coding region runs from base 704 to 3262 and encodes 852 amino acids.